CGGCCCGGGCUGUGAGAGCCGCGGCGGGACGGGCGGCGAGCGGCGGAGGAUGAGCCUGCUGUGCGCGCAGUAUCUCCGGCAGGCAGAAGUCCUGAAGGCUGACAUGACAGAUUCAAAGCUGGGUCCAGCAGAAGUCUGGACGUCCAGACAGGCUCUACAGGACUUAUAUCAAAAAAUGCUAGUGACUGAUUUGGAAUAUGCUUUAGAUAAAAAAGUGGAGCAGGAUCUUUGGAAUCAUGCCUUUAAAAAUCAGAUCACGACGCUCCAGGGUCAGGCAAAAAACAGAGCAAAUCCAAAUCGGAGUGAAGUUCAGGCGAAUCUUUCUCUGUUUUUAGAGGCAGCUAGUGGCUUCUACACACAGUUAUUACAGGAAUUGUGCACAGUUUUUAACGUAGACCUGCCAUGUCGUGUGAAGUCUUCCCAGCUGGGGAUCAUUAGCAAUAAACAGACGCACACCAGCGCCAUCGUGAAGCCGCAGUCCAGCUCCUGCUCCUACAUCUGCCAGCACUGCCUUGUCCAUCUGGGAGAUAUUGCUCGCUAUAGGAAUCAGACCAGCCAGGCAGAGUCUUACUAUAGACAUGCAGCUCAGCUUGUCCCUUCUAAUGGUCAGCCUUAUAAUCAGUUGGCUAUCCUAGCUUCCUCCAAAGGAGACCACUUGACCACAAUUUUCUACUACUGCAGAAGCAUUGCUGUGAAGUUUCCUUUCCCAGCUGCCUCCACUAACCUACAAAAAGCACUUUCUAAAGCACUGGAAAGUCGUGAUGAGGUGAAGACUCGAUGGAGCGUGUCUGACUUCAUCAAGGCAUUUAUUAAAUUCCAUGGCCAUGUGUACCUGAGUAAGAACUUGGAGAAGCUGAGCCCUCUUCGAGAAAAGCUGGAAGAACAGUUCAAGAGGUUGUUGUUCCAGAAGGCCUUCAACUCUCAGCAGUUAGUCCAUAUUACUGUGAUUAACCUGUUCCAACUGCACCACCUGCGAGACUUCAGCAACGAAACGGAGCAGCACAGCUACAGCCAGGAUGAGCAGCUCUGCUGGACACAGCUCCUGGCUCUCUUCAUGUCAUUUCUUGGAAUUCUGUGCAAGUGCCCUUUACAAAAUGACUACCAGGAGGACUCUGGGACUGCAUAUCCUCUUCCAGCUGUGAAGGUUUCGAUGGACUGGCUGAAACUUAGGCCCAGUGUUUUCCARGAAGCAGUGGUUGAUGAAAGACGGUACAUAUGGCCCUGGCUGAUCUCUCUUCUAAAUAGUUUCCAGCCUCAUGAAGAAGAUCUAUCCAGUAAUAACGCAACCCCACUUCCAGAAGAAUUUGAGUUGCAAGGAUUCCUGGCUCUGAGGCCCUCAUUCAGGAAYUUGGAUUUUUCCAAAGGCCACCAGGCAAUUACAGGGGAUAAAGAAGGGCAGCAACGUCGGAUACGGCAGCAGCGCCUGAUCUUCACAGGCAAAUGGAUUGCUGAUAAUCAGCCAAGGUUGAUUCAGUGUGAAAACGAGGUAGGAAAGCUGUUGUUUGUGACAGAAAUCCCAGAGCUCUUACUGGAGGACCCUAGUGAAGCCAAAGAGAGUCUCACCUUGCAGGAGACAUGCAUGGCAGAGCCGCUGUGUGCCGAUGGGAGCCCUGGACUCAAAUCAGUGUUGUCCUCUGGCAGAAGCCUGAGCAACAGCUGUGAGGCAGGAGAAAAACCAAUGGUCACCUUCAAAGAGAACAUCAAGCCUCGGGAGAUGAACAGAGAGCAAGGGCGCAUCUACCCCCCAAAGGAUGUAGCGAGAGAGAGACGGGACUUUAGCAAAGGAAUAGUAGCCAAUAAGAAUGAUGGGAAGAAGGAUAACAAUAAAAGAAAGAAUGAGACCAAGAAAUGUGGCUUGGAUAAGAUGCAGGAAGCAGGAAAGCAGAAUGUGGCAGUUCAGGUGAAAUCCCAGACAGAGAUGAGGAAGACUCCGGUGUCUGAAGCCAGGAAAACACCCGUAACUCAGACUCCAAGUCAGGCCAGCAGUUCCCAGUUUAUCCCCAUUCAUCACCCAGGAGCCUUCCCUCCCCUUCCUAGCCGGCCAGGAUUUCCACCUCCAACGUAUGUUGUCCCCCCUCCUGUGGCUUUCUCCAUGAGCACGGGGUACACCUUCCCAGGUGGUGUUUCUGUCCCAGGAACCUUCCUCCAGCCCACAGCUCACUCGCCUGCAGGAAACCAGGUGCAAGGUGGGAAACAGUCCCACAUUCCUUACAGCCAGCAACGGCCCUCUGGACCAGGGCCAAUGACCCAGGGACCUCAGCAAACACCACCUCCUUCCCAGCAACCCCUCUCAUCUUUACCAGCUCAGGCAACAGCACAGUCCGCARGCCAGUUACAGGUCCAAGCUCUGGCCCAGCAGCAGCAGCAGUCCCCCACAAAAGCUGUGCAGGGCCUGGGGAAGAGCCCACCACACCACUCCGGAUUCCAGCAGUAUCCACAGACAGACUCGUCGAAGCAGCUCUGGAACCCCCCUCAAGUCCAGGGCUCCCUGGGGAAGAUCAUGCCUGUAAAGCAGCCCUAUUACCUGCAGGCCCAGGACCCUCUCAAACUCUUUGAACAGUCAUUACAGCCUCCUGUGAUGCAACAGCAACCUCUGGAGAAAAAAAUGAAGCCUUUCCCAAUGGAGCCAUAUAACCAGAACCCCUCAGAAGUCAAGGUGCCAGAAUAUUACUGGGACUCUUCCUAUGGCAUGACUGAUAAAAGGGUGAUGGCCCAGCAGUCGAACAUGGACCGCAGGGGAAAGCGGCAGGGAGUCUUCCGCUCCGAGCAGGACGCUGUCUCCAGGAUGACUUUUGAGGACCCCAAGAGCUCCCCUCUGCUUCCUCCGGACCUGUUAAAGAGUCUGGCUGCCUUGGAGGAGGAGGAAGAGCUGAUUUUCUCUAAUCCUCCUGAUCUUUACCCAGCUCUGCUGGGGCCUCUCGCCUCUCUUCCUGGACGAAGCCUCUUUAAGUCCCUGCUGGAAAAACCAUCAGAACUGAUGUCUCAGUCAUCGUCUUUCCUGUCCCUCAGUGGCUUUUCUCUUAAUCAGGAAAGAUAUCCAAACAACAGCAUGUUCAAUGAGGUAUAUGGAAAAAACAUGAAUACCAGCACAAAAACGGAAGUCACCCCUUCAGUUCCCCAUCAGGAGACUUCACUCUAUUCUCUCUUUGAAGGGACUCCRUGGUCUCCAUCCCUUCCAGCCAGCUCAGAUCAUUCAACACCAGCCAGCCAGUCUCCUCACUCCUCCAACCCCAGCAGUUUGCCAAGCUCCCCUCCAACCCAUAACCACAAUUCCGUUCCCUUUUCCAACUUUGGACCCAUUGGGACUCCAGACAGCAGAGACCGGAGAGUCGCAGACCGCUGGAAAACAGAUAAGCCAGCAAUGGGAGGUUUUGGUCUGGACUAUCUCCCAGCAACAUCAUCCUCUUCGGAGAGCAGCUGGCACCAGUCCAGUGCUCCCAGCGGUACCUGGGCAGCCCAAGGCCCUCCCACCAUGGAGGACUCCUCAGCUGUGCUUAUGGAGAGCCUGAAGUCCAUCUGGUCCAGUUCCAUGAUGCACCCUGGGCCCUCGGCCCUGGAGCAGCUGUUGAUGCAGCAGAAGCAGAAGCAGCAGCGUGGACAAGGCGCCAUGAACCCACCACAUUGAGACAGAGGAGACCACCUUUGCAACGACGGCUCCAUAAACCAUGGCAUGUUGGGUCUGCGGGACUGGCACCAGAGUCCUGCGCAGGUGGCAGCCCUCUCUUCUGUUCCUUGCUGUCAGGAGGGCAUAAGUGCUCCACCRACCCACUGAGUGUGCACAAAACGUCUGCAGUGCAAGCAAACAACAUCAGGAACUCUCCCAUCCCCGGGCCCUUCGGAGGGAGAGAGGAACUGCUGUUUGGCUCACUCAGUAACCCGAUAUCACCGCCUCUCACCUUCUCCAUCGUGCAUGUCCCCAGCCACAUGGGAAGUAAAAGCUGAGAGCAAAGGGCAGAUGGGAGAAGCCAAUGAGAACUUCUUGAUCCUUUUCCUCUCUUUGGGGGAGAUACAAUAGGAAUCCAUUAAUGAUUGCUUCGCUGACUGAGAAUGUAGUUGAAAUUACUCCUAAACAUCAUUAUUACUAUCUCAGUAGUAAGAUCACACUGAAUUCUUCCGUACACAGACAUGCUUCAUAGUCAGUGUGUAGCAAUGAGAGCCCCAGUUGCUGCCCUGGUCACAGCRGAUGGUGGCGAGGGGGAGUUCUGUCUCCUGGGCUAGUGAAGGAGUUUCAUGAAGGAGAGUCUGGCACUUGGCACCGCUUCACCCGUAGGCUUUGGGUGGGUUAGAGACUCCAGCAUGAAAUGCCCUUCUCUCAGUAGGUGUUUGAACUAUAAGGGGUGACAUGGGGCAUUGCAGCACUCUGCUGAAAAGCAAGUUAACUGCUAAGGGGUUUUAAAUUAAUGUGUGAUUCCUGUACAUUUUACUGUAGCAUAGUGGCUAGCCCCAGAAAGGGCRGGCUAGUCUGUGCAUUCACAGCCUGACUCAUUUUAAUAGGUAGGUAGAAAGCUUUCAAUGGGGGUUUUUCAUUUUGUUUUUGUUUUUCUCUUUCCAUCCUCCCAUCUUCGCUGAACACUCGUAGUUUCAUUACCAUGGCAGAAAAUAGUCAGGGGUCCAGCAGGGCUGGGUGAAUCCGACAGCCAGCCCAGACAGCGCGGGGUGUCCGCACGCCUGGCGAGGCACAGGUGAGCUCUGCACAAACCUGUCCCAGCUGCAGCCCCAGGCUUUCAGUGCCAGAAGCAAAUCUGAGGCACCAUGGACACACGGAAACAGCACGGUGCUGUUCGUAGAUGAAAAGGUGCAGAAGGGAAAAGGAAAAACGUUUUUAUUUGCUAUUUAUUAGGGGGAAGGAAGACUGGAAGCUUUGUUAAAGAAAGGAGCAGCAUUUUUGUUAGGUUUCCCAGGGAAGUUACGGAAACAGUCUCGGUGUUCAUUUGCUGUUAUUAGCGGUAGGGGUUUGUGUGAUGAUUCAGGAUCUUUGGGCUGGAAUUCAGCUGCAAAGCAAAGCACAUGCAGGAGCCGAAGCGACACUGGAGUCUGGGCAGCCCCAGAGAAUGCAAAAAGGGAAAGCGGAGGAGACCCGGCACCCUCAGGGGUACGAGCAGCUCCCCACAAGCUCCACCUUAGCAACAUCACUGUUCUGUGUUGCAUUUUGAAGCUGUAUUUUCUUUACCGAGUCCAAAAAGUGAAGUUCCCAGCCAGCAGUAAUCCAGCCCACCGUGUGUGUCCCCUYCAGCCCUCCCGCUGUGUGUCCGAGCUGUGCCCAGGCAGCUGUGACAUUCCCGUGUUGCACCGUCACUGACUCUUGCACCCCAGACGAGCUAACCAGGAGCACCAUCUCGCUCCCGGCCGCGCCAGCUCCCAGCUGCACCGUUCCACUUGUGCAUGAGCGCCCGGCCUCGGGAAUGCGUCUGACCCCGCCCAUCCUCCARCACCUGGGGGAGCCAGGGAAGGGGCCCCCAACAGAAACUGGUUUGUGUCGUAAGCUUUUUUUGUGUUUUCUGUCUGUCUGUGCAAGAACUGCAGCUGCUGAAAUCAGCUUUGCCUUUAAUUAAACCAUGUUCUCUCCA
Molecule: messenger RNA, 5567 nt
Organism: Malurus melanocephalus (red-backed fairy wren)
Lineage: Eukaryota; Metazoa; Chordata; Aves; Passeriformes; Maluridae
Gene: SMG7
Product: SMG7 nonsense mediated mRNA decay factor
Exons: 23
Coding region: 50-3625 (1191 amino acids)
Biological process (GO): nuclear-transcribed mRNA catabolic process, nonsense-mediated decay
Cellular component (GO): telomerase holoenzyme complex
Molecular function (GO): telomerase RNA binding; protein binding; telomeric repeat DNA binding
Source: RefSeq, a predicted model, not a curated record